GACACAGAGAGAGAGAGCGCAAAUGAGUAAGAGAGAGACGCACUGAGAGGGACAGAGAAACAGAGAGAGAGGAAAAGAAAGAGAGAGAGAGAGAGAGAGAGAAACAGACAGAGAUCGUGUGAGUGGUAGGUACCUUGGAUUAACGUGCUGCGAGAUGUAUUGCAAACAAUGUGACAGGGACAAAGGGGAGCCUGUUUAAAGCAGGUUUGCUCUCCCUCCUCCACCCCCCUACCAUGCCCAUUCUAAACAAUUUCAGCACAAAAGGAGGAGAGUUCCUUCGGUCUCCGAUCCCAUUCUUCCUCUCCAGCCCUGAUCAGAAUGCCACUCCGUCAGCAUCUUCCACCUGGAUCAGAAGAUGAGGUCCCGUGUCCCUAGCGACGUGCCGGCACUGCGUCCCCCAAAUCCAGGAACAUUUUUCUUUGCCAUCUGGUUACCGGGGUUUAUCAGUGAAGUGAAAGCAUGGCUAUUGGUUAAAUGCGUGAUCCCACCUUGGAACCUCUAAAUCAAGGUUCGAGAAGAACUCCAUCAUCCCAAGGCAGGAAACAACCUUCAUAAAUGUUCAAAGUGUCCGACGCCUGAAAAAUGAGCGACACAUAUGUGCGGACCACUCAACAGAUUGCCGACUGAAAGACAGGGGGAAGGCACUGACAGUUGGCGGCUCGUCCCCCUUACAUGACCGACCGCGAGCCCUAGCCGGCGGAAGGCAGCGACCGACGAGGAGGAGCCGGGAUGUCGGCGGCGGCGAGCAACGGGACGGACGACGGCCCGUUCGCCACCGGGCAGCCCCUCAACUCCACCCUGGACUACGAGGACUUCGAGCAGGAGCACGACGCCAGCAAGAUCGUCAUCCCCUCCAUCUACGCCCUGGUGUGCUGCGUGGGCCUGACGGGCAACGCCAUGGUGAUCUACGUCAUCCUGAAGUACGCCAAGAUGAAGACGGCCACCAACAUCUACAUCCUGAACCUGGCCAUCGCCGACGAGCUCUUCAUGCUGAGCGUGCCCUUCCUGGCAACCUCGGCCGCGGUCCGCCACUGGCCCUUCGGCUCGCUCAUGUGCCGGCUGGUGCUGAGCGUGGACGGCAUCAACAUGUUCACCAGCAUCUUCUGCCUGACGGUGCUGAGCGUGGACCGCUACAUCGCCGUGGUGCACCCCAUCAAGGCCGCCCGCUACCGCCGGCCCACCGUGGCCAAGGUGGUCAACGUGUGCGUGUGGGGGCUCUCGCUGGUGGUCAUCCUGCCCAUCAUCGUCUUCGCCGACACCGUGCCCGCCCAGGACGGCGGCGUGGACUGCAACUUCCUGUGGCCCGAGUCGUCGUGGUCGGCGGCCUUCGUGGUCUACACCUUCCUGCUGGGCUUCCUGCUGCCCGUGGUGGCCAUCUGCCUGUGCUACUGCCUGAUCGUGGCGCGCAUGCGCGCCGUGGGGCUCAAGGCCGGCUGGCUCCAGCGGCGCCGCUCGGAGAAGAAGAUCACCUGCAUGGUGCUGCUGGUGGUGGCGGUCUUCGUGGUCUGCUGGAUGCCCUUCUACAUCGUCCAGCUGGUCAGCGUGUUCCGGCGGCCGCCCGACCCCAUGGUGACGCAGCUCUUCGUCAUCCUCAGCUACGCCAACAGCGGCGCCAACCCCAUCCUGUACGGCUUCGUCUCCGACAACUUCCGCCGCUCCUUCCAGCGCAUCGUCUGCUUUCGCUGGCUGGAGAGCGGCCUGGAGGCGGAGCAGGUGGACUACUGCGCCGUGGCGCUCCGGCGACAGGCCACGUGCGGCCCGCGCGACUUCCCCCGCGACUGCCUGGCCUCGGACGUGGCCUACCGCAACGGCACCUGCACCUCCCGCACCACCACCCUAUGAUCCGGGCCCCAGGUAGACAGAACACACACCUGCGUAGCGCGACCUUUUCGAACACGCUCGUCUGAUAACAAGGGACGUCGAGCGUCACGAUGAACCAGGCUUGUUUUUUUUGUUGUUUUUUCUUCGAAGCGCAAGUCCAGCGCUUUUAUGAACAACUGACCUUAUUUAUUUUGAACUUUGGACAAACCUAGUGUGUUCAUUUGACAUAGACUUGAUUUGAGGCGCAACCCCUUGAGAGCAUUUUCAGUGAUUUCAGGGUAUAUCAGACUGCCUGAAUGUUGUUUAGAGUGUUGAUGAGUACUACUGGCCUGUCGAUCAGCUUAUUUGUGACCAUGUGCAGUGGUGCAAUCUCAUUCGCUGCAGUGAGGAAGACCUUUUUUUGUUUUGCACUUCAUUUUAAACCAAAGUACAGUAUCAAAGCCCCAUAACACUGGAUGACAUUUACGCGCUUAUAGAUCUCUGUAUUUCCGUUGAGCUCCAGGAGGAACUGGCUGACAAACAGAUCAAUGAAACAAUGACAACCAAACACCCCCCCCCCAAAAAAAAAGCCCUUUCCACAACAUUUGUCUUUGCUUGUUUAUUUAUUUAUUCAUUUGUGUACAUUUGUUUAUUUGAGUGGUUAAGGCCCGGCAGCUGGGAAUGAUCGCAGUGAGUAUAUCUGCCAUGUGCUUACUCAGCAGACCAAACACAUAAAGUUCAGAUUUCUGGCUGGGGCUGGAGUGUGUCUGGCCGCAUUAAACACGAAACAAAAAUUGCCGUGGCCAGGAGAUUGCGGGCGCCAAUCCAGGUUGAGGCACUGCCACACUACCCCUUGGACAGGGUCCUGAACCAGAUUUGGAAAAGAACACCGUCCAAAACUCUAAAGUGGAGCUGUCCAACCCUAUUCCUGGAGAUCUACUGUCCUGUAGGUUUUCAGUCCAACCCCGAUCAGGCAUGCCUGAUCCUAUAUCUGAUGCUAAUUAGCAGCUCAAUGAAAACCUACAGGGCGGUAGACCUCCGGGAACAGGGUUCGACAGUCCCGCCCCCUAACAGUAAUGAGAUGUGAUGCUAACGCAACGAUCCGGCAUUAAAUAAACACAUCUGCUCUGUGGGUCCCUUCCCCACACAGGCUGGGAAAAAUGCCUCUUUCCUGCUGCAUAAACGCUGUCAGUGCAAGAUAAAGCACUGCAGCAUUAUUGAAACAUUAUCUUUACCCAGCUGGGCUAACCAAUACAGCAAUUCAGCACCGCUCAGGGUCAGCGUACCGUAAAAAAGAACUCUCGGUGUUAUCGAUCUCCACGCAUUCCGUGCGUCAUGUUUACAAGCAGGCCUGAACGAGAAAAAAAAAAAAAAAAACACACACACAUAAGCCCGGAUUAAAACCUCAAGCCCGUUUUCGGCAUUUUCAACAAAUUAUUUGUCGCAAUUCUCCCCACAGCCGUGUUCCCAUCACCGACACGGUCUGCGAUCGCAUGUCUUCUGAAAAGCCCGACUGGUUCCUUCAUCUUGGUUCCCCGUCCCUGUUUUUCGGGGAAGUGCGUCGGCCCCAUCGCCGUGUUAUUUGAGCAGACGUCCAGCGUGGUCUCCUUCCUGACCGCGUGUUCUCUCUCAGACUCAGUAAAAGUGCCUGCACUGCAGUCACUGUACGGAGUGAGACGCUCGAGAGGGUGCGACCGUCUGCCCUGGAAUAGCCCGGGUGAGCCCGGGGACGCUUGCAGUCUGAACACAAAUCGAUCUUUCCCUCUUUUCUUCCUGAUUAAGGGGGAAGACAUCCCUCCAGUCUCACCCCCCUACCCCCCCCCCCCCCUCCCCAACCCCAACCGACACACAUCCUAAAUAACACGCACCCCCUUAUUACGAAAGAACAACCCAGUAUCACGCUCAAGUUCUUUUGAUUUAGCCUUUCCGGCUGGCUCAGCUUAGCUGCUGAUUCGGCAAAAUCAAGUUCACAGCUUCGAUUUAAUGUCCUUGGGGGAUACUGCGGAAAGGGGGGUAACUCUGAUACGAAGCACAUGUUGGACUGCUGUACUCGACAUUAUCACCAAUCACGACGUAAGCAGGUGUUUACAGUGUGCCACGCGUGGCUUGGUGCAGUGUCACAUGACACCUUCAACACUUCCUGUCGUAUACUUCACUGAAUGCCAUUUGCUACAUUGAACACAAUAAAACAGACAUGUAGCCUACAGAUUGGUCGACAUGCAUUUACAAAAAAGCAAAAAUCUGAAACAUAUGUCAGCCCUCCCCCCCCAACUGGACUUGUCUAGUUUUCCGGUAACACGUUCAUUUCCAUGGGACUAUUUAAAACAUGAGAGGAUAAAAAAUAAAAUAAAGAUUUUAAGCAAAUGCUGCUUUAUUCAUUUACAGUACAUAAUUUCCUUGUUUUCAAGAAGAAACACUUGCUUAAAUCUGUUAAUCGGCAGUGACCAUGAAGUGUUUGUUCUAAAAUGCAUUCCACAGUAAGAGCAGAGCUGUAAUGUUUGUUGCUUUGUGAUAACUGUCUGACAUGACUGUUUUUGACACCACACUUAUCUCAAGAUUCAUCCUUGCAGGCUUUUUUUUUUGGCUUUCAUCUCUUCCCCUAAGAGUUUUCCCUUUUAUUCAAAUCAACUUCUGUGGAAUAUGGAGUUAAUUGUUCUGUUAUUCUUUGCCUUCAUUAAAGCAAACAUUGAAUGUCUUGACGGAGGAUUUUUCUGGAUUCAUUUUGACAACCUUAAUUUAAUUCACAUACAUUUUGGGAAAAAUAACAUUGAUGCUGUGUUGCUUGCUCCCACACAUUAAAUAAUGAGUAUAUAAUAUAACAUAACUGAGUUGACACAGCUCCCUACCUAAUGAGGACUAUUAAUCAUUAACUAACUGUUUACUAACCAUCAACCAAUCAUUAUCUACUAAUGAUUUCAUUUGAGUCUGGGGAUAUAAAUAGGAAUAAUGCUAACUACUACCCAUAGGCUACACUUCCUAAUCCUUGGUUGCAAUGGUUUCACAAAUGCCCAAGAAAACAUUGUGAAAAAUAUGGUUGUUUAAAAAAUGUUUUUAGUUGUUCAGUUAUUGAUGGACACUAUCCUCACCACUGCCAUCAAUGUGGGGGUGCCUAUUACAACACACAGCAGUUGGAUUCCGCAUCGUCUGCGUUUACUGGACAGGUAGCCUUUUUUCCACGAACGCCAAGCUGUACAAGUAAUGAUGGUAGAGUGAGUCCUCAUAGGCUGCGUAACGGAUCAUCGCAUGCAGUCGUUCACUUAUAUGAACCAAUCAAACUUGCGUGUUUUCGAUAGUCGCACAGUGCCGUUGGUUCAAAUCACAUCAAGGUGCUGACAACACAGUUUCAAUUUAAGAUUCAAGGAGCCUCAUUCUUCUGUCCAAAUAAUUUGCUGAAAGCACCAUGGCUCUCUGCUCGACUAGUUUUCCUUCUUGUUCUUCUUCUUUCUGGACACCCAUAGAUGUGAUUUGACUGA
Messenger RNA from Anguilla anguilla (European eel), 5273 nucleotides. It is a transcript of the gene sstr1b, whose product is annotated as somatostatin receptor 1b. Gene Ontology annotation, molecular function: neuropeptide binding; somatostatin receptor activity. The coding region runs from base 730 to 1842 and encodes 370 amino acids. Gene Ontology annotation, biological process: cellular response to glucocorticoid stimulus; neuropeptide signaling pathway. The record is from RefSeq and is a predicted model, not a curated record. Gene Ontology annotation, cellular component: neuron projection; membrane. NCBI's taxonomy places the organism in Eukaryota, Metazoa, Chordata, Actinopteri, Anguilliformes, Anguillidae. The transcript is spliced from 3 exons.